AUGCAGCCUGUUACGAAUGGUCAGUUCUCUUUCAACGUCGACACAUUCUAUGUCGCCGCGUCGGGUGGACAGGUCCACCGGCGUGCAGCACCCACUGAAAUCAAAGCCCUAUACGACACCGGGUCUGCAACCAACGCACCAGAUCAUCCAGGCCACUGGUAUGAAGCGCAGCUCCUCCACUAUGGCCUGCCGUCGUCAAAGGUCAAAUCAACUGCAAAGAUGAGACUGUUGAAAGCCUUGCAGGAGCGUAAAUUGCGUGUUCCGAAGGAACAUGUACAGAUCGAGAAGGAUUUGAAGAAACAAUGGAAGAAUCAGGGAGAACAGCUGCCGGCUAACACCAAAAAUACGACAACUAAAGCCGUCACCACUAAGACGACUACGGUUUCUAAGACUGUUAUGUCUAAGGCUACUGAGAUUAAGGCUGCAGCAUCAAAAGCUGCCGCUAAAACCGCUGCUACCAAGGCUCCGGCUGCUCCCAAGGCUGCUGCUCCCAAGGCUGCUGCUCCCAAGGCUGCUGCUCCCAAGGCUGCUCCCAAGGGCACCGUACCUAGGGCUACUGCGCCUCAGGCUGCUGAAUCUCAGGCUGCUGCACCUCAGGCUGCUGCACCUGAGGCUACCGCAUACGCGACAGCCGAGGCCGCAACGCCCAAGCCUGCCCCAGUGAAGAGAAAGAGGGCUGAAGAUGAGGAAGAGACGUUCAGCCGACCACAGACUGCCAGACGCAGCUUGCCUGCAGACAGAACACAGGCGACCACGCAUGCAAUCUCACAGCCGAUGGUAUGGCGCGGGCAGGUGUACGCAGACGCGCCUCCAUCUUAUGAAUCUGACUGUGAGACGAGCGGUUCGACUUCCCACGAUUUCUACGAUGACGACCCUUACGAUGAUCGAAUGGACAUCGAUGACGCGAGCGAGCCUUAUGGUCGACCAUCUCCAUCUCCACCCAGAUUUCCACCCAGAAUUAAGAGCACGAGCCUCGGUCUGAUCAACGGAACGUACGAAAUCCAGUCGCCCGAUAUCGAAGGCCAAUGGCCACAUUACAUUCCAUAUGAGGGAUUGGAGUUAACUAUCCGUCUUAAUGGAAAAGAGGUUUGGGGGUCGUAUCACUUCGGUAUAUUCGGAGGCGUAUUCUGGAUGCUGCACCGACCUAUGAAGGCUUCUACUGAGGAAAUUCCCUUUGAGUGGCGCGGAAGAGAAAUGGGCACUGGGGAGAUGAGUUUCGGCUCUUCCAAUCAGGGUUAUAUUAUGUUUCUUGGGGAUGGGAAGAUUGCUGGGUCUAUAAAUUGCAUGGGUAAUCUGGGGUUCCAGGGGGAGAAGGUUGGCAGUGAGGUUCAGACUGCUAGUCAGCUGGAGUAUGAAUGGGGUGGGUACAACCAAGAAGAAUAUGACCGAGAGAACAGGGCUCGGUGGCGGUGA
This is a messenger RNA of Penicillium bovifimosum, 1413 nucleotides long. RefSeq lists its product as uncharacterized. NCBI's taxonomy places the organism in Eukaryota, Fungi, Ascomycota, Eurotiomycetes, Eurotiales, Aspergillaceae. The coding region runs from base 1 to 1413 and encodes 470 amino acids. The record is from RefSeq and is a predicted model, not a curated record. The transcript is spliced from 3 exons.